AUGCCCCCUCUAAAACCAUAUGCAUCCGCGUCGCCUCAAGCGCAGUCCUUAAAUGCUCCCCGACAUAUGCCGUUAGAGACGGCAGCGGAGCGAGAGUAUUAUGGUGGCCGGCCGCGAUCUUUUCCUGCCGGACACCAGCCUCCAGCGACAAAUUCGCCCCAGAAUACGCAUCACUAUCCACCUCCGAACCAGCCGCCUCAAAUGCAGUACCAGCAACCACAACCAUCGUACCAAUAUGGUGCGCAAGUUCAGCCGCCUAACGUAGCAUCUCCCCCACCUCAAUACGGAGGCCAUCCUGCUCCUAGAGGCCACGAGUCACAGUCCAUCGAGAUAUGGGUCGAGAUAUGGGUUGGCCCGGAACACAUCAAGGACACCCGCUGCAACAGCAACAGCUACAACAGCAACAACAGCCACCACCGCAGCCGCAGCCAACUUGGGUAUCACACCCUCCCCAACCACCAAAGUCCACGCAACCUCCGCCAACCCAGUCGGCAUGGGCUGCACAACAUGCCCCUACGCCAAAACCCCCCUCCGCCUAGCAGUUCCGUUCCGCCGCAACCUUCUUGGGCUUCUGCUCCGCCACCGCCGAGAGGUCAUGAUCCCAUGGCACUACGUGAUGUUCGCGACGUCUACCCGCCGCAUAGGAUGCAGCCUCUACAGCAAUACGCACCUGCUUCACGUGCCCCUGAACCACCUCCCCCACAAGCACCGGCGGCAUACCCUCGCUAUGCAAAUACACCGGUGCCCGGGCGAGAUCCUCGCGAUCCUGGUCCCCCGAGGAGUUAUACACCUGUAAACGCCUACGACAGUAGAGGUUACCCACCGCCUUCCGCUCAAGACAUCCGCGAAGCGCAUUUGCGCGAGCAGCAACAACAAGUCAAUGCUGCAGCAGUCAUUAAGGCCUCAGGAUAG
Molecule: messenger RNA, 912 nt
Organism: Daldinia childiae
Lineage: Eukaryota; Fungi; Ascomycota; Sordariomycetes; Xylariales; Hypoxylaceae
Exons: 2
Coding region: 1-912 (303 amino acids)
Source: RefSeq, a predicted model, not a curated record